This is a messenger RNA of Pseudogymnoascus verrucosus, 1359 nucleotides long. RefSeq lists its product as uncharacterized. Gene Ontology annotation, cellular component: nucleus. The transcript has 2 exons. Lineage: Eukaryota; Fungi; Ascomycota; Leotiomycetes; Thelebolales; Thelebolaceae. The record is from RefSeq and is a predicted model, not a curated record. Gene Ontology annotation, biological process: poly(A)+ mRNA export from nucleus. Bases 108 to 935 code for a protein of 275 amino acids.
GUUCCACCCAUUGAUCUGUCGCAAUACAAUUCACACAACUCCAACACCACCUUUCCCACCACCUUUCUACCUCCCCAAUCCUUCUUCACGACCACACCAACCUCACAAUGGCCGAUUACAACUCCCUCAAGGUCCCCGACCUUAAAAAGAUCCUCACCGAGCGCGCUCUCCCCCUCUCAGGAAACAAAGCCGAUCUCAUCGCGCGCCUCCAGGAGGAUGACAAGAAGAAAGCCCCCGUCAGCGCAGCCCCAGCAGCUGCCGAUGACGAAAUCGACUGGGACGAAGAUGACAGCAAGGUCGCCCCUGGCGCGGCCACUACCACUGCAGCAGCAACCACCAUCGCGGCUGGUGGACAAGGCGCAAUUGAGACACCUCUUGCAGUCCCGAACCAGAAGCAAGAUAUCGACCCAGCCACGACUUCGGAUCUGAAGGUCACCGGCGGCGCAGAUGCGCCUGCCGCCGCUGAUGGCGCUGUAGCUGCGAGCGGAGAAGUUGAGGCGGUUGUUGUGGAGGAGCCGAAGCAGGAUUUCAGCAUUGGGCUACAGAAGACUGAUGCAGAGAAGGAGGCAGAGCGCAGGGCGGCGCGCGCCAAGAAGUUUGGUAUUGUGCCCGAUGAUGACGAGGUGAAGCGAGCAGAGCGGGCGAAGAAGUUUGGUGGCGGCGCGGAGGAUGUGGAUGUGAGUGGCUUGGAUGGGGCACUGCCGGAGAGGAAGAAGAGGGGUAGGGAGGAGAGGGAGGGAAAGACUGGGAGGGAAGCAAAGAGGCAGACACCUGAUAGGAGGGCAGAGCCACUGAAGAAGGAGGCGAGGCCGUCCGUGCCGAAGCAGGAGCCAAGGAAGGCGUAUAAGAGUGUCAUGGAUGACCCGGUAGAGAAGGCGAAGGCGGAGGCAAGGAGGCAGAAGUUCGCUUCCGCUCCUGCGCCAGCAUCAACGUGAGCGAUGGGUGCAGUCGGGGACACUCUUGGGCGGUUUAUAUGCAGCCAGGCGCCGGGGGAUACUUGUACACCAGCCGCAUUUUCAAUCACAGUGAUGAUUAAAAUGACGUUAUUAAGGGAGACCAGGGUUUAGGAGCCCGAAUAGGUAGGUUUCUCAACGAGCGCGGCGUGCGGAAAAUAUAUGGAUAUUUGUUUGCGGCCAUACAGCAUUUAGCUUCAAACUCGCGCGGGUCCGUGAAUUGUGAUUAUGGUGGGCGUCUCAUAGCAUCAGCCGGAUGUCUUCCAAGAUCCAGAGUGCGAAACCAGUGCGUGUCUAUCGAAUGUCACAUCGACAUUAAAUAUGCGCUCUCCGAACCAGAGUUCCAAGUCUAAGACACGGAGGCUUCUGAUUUAAACGGAACAAAGAUAUCGUUUGGAUGUUUGAG